GCAUGCUCAUCCUCACCGAUGGUGUGCAGAACAAGGGGGACAUAAAAAAAUCUUCUGAAACUGAAUCAUACAUCUUUUCCUAAACCAGCAAGAAAAAAUCAUCAUGAGCUACAAAUCCUUCUCCUAUCAAUGCCCUUGGGACAAAGGCUCACGAAGCAAAUCCCUCACAUCCUCCUCUUCUCUUUGGGCUCCUCCAUCUGGGAAAAGGAUCCUGAAGAUGGCCUCCUCCUCCUCCUCUUUUCCUGAUAGCUCACAGAGGACGAACCUAACUCAAGUCAGCUCCAUCAACAUGGAGCUACUGGAGGUGCGAUCCCAUGAGAGGGAGCAGCUUGUGAACCUGAACGACCGCUUUGCCACCUACAUCGAGAAAGUGAGGCGCCUGGAGCUGCAAAAUCUGGCUUUGCUGGCUGAGCUGGAUGCACUGAAGAGGCUGCAAAAUGACUCAUCCCACCUGCAAGCACUCUACGAGGGGGAGGCUCGGAGCCUAAGGGCCAUGAUUGAUGCAGAGAACAGUGAGAAGAUGCAGAUGGAAGCAGAGGAGGACUACCUGCAAGAUGCGUACGUGCAGAUGAAGGAGCGCUAUGAGGAGGAGGCAAGGCGGCGUGUGGAUGCUGAGGAGGCCCUGCAGAGAGCCAGAGAGGAGGCAGGACGGGCUGCUGUCUACAGCUGUGAUGCAGAGGCCACCAUGGUCUCCCUAUGCGAUGAAAUGAUGUUCCUUAAGAAGGUCUUUGCAGAGGAGCAAGCUGAGCUUCACAGCCAGCUCCAGGUGGCCAACAUCAGUGUGGAUGUGGAGCUGAGCAAGCCCGACCUCUCCGCUUCCUUACGAGACAUCCGGGCGCAGUACGAGCAGCUGGCCAACAAGAACAUGCAGGCUGCAGAGGACUGGUACAGGAGCAAGUUUGCGGGCAUGGCACAGAUAGCCAGCAAGAACAAUGAGGCCGUGCACGCCAUCCGGGAGGAGACCAUGGAAUACCGGAGACUGCUCCAGGCACGCUCCUCAGAGAUUGAGGCUCUCCGAAAUGUCAUCAACUCUCUGAACAAACAACUAGAGGAUCUGGAAGACACACAGCAUAAAGAGGUGGAAAAAUACCAGAUGAGGAUAAGUGAACUGGAGCAGGACAUCACCGAGGCUAAGCAGGAGAUGGCUCGGUACCUGAGAGAGUACCAGGACCUGCUUCAUGUCAAGAUGGCUCUCGACAUUGAAAUAGCUGCGUACAGGAAACUCCUGGAGGGAGAGGAAAUUAGGUUGACUUACCCGUCCAUUCAAGCCCUAACUUAAAAGCCUGAUGAAAACCUGAAUCUCUCUCUUUUUCUCCUCCUUAACCUACCCUCCAUCCUUUCCUUUCCAAAAACAUUUAUUUAUUAAGCCCCCACACACAACCACCAACCCACCCACACACACACACACACAC
Molecule: messenger RNA, 1412 nt
Organism: Nematolebias whitei (Rio pearlfish)
Lineage: Eukaryota; Metazoa; Chordata; Actinopteri; Cyprinodontiformes; Rivulidae
Gene: neff2
Exons: 3
Coding region: 104-1279 (391 amino acids)
Biological process (GO): neurofilament bundle assembly
Cellular component (GO): cytoplasm; postsynaptic intermediate filament cytoskeleton; axon
Molecular function (GO): structural constituent of postsynaptic intermediate filament cytoskeleton
Source: RefSeq, a predicted model, not a curated record